AUGAGUCUGCGGACUGCGCUAAGAGAGAGGAAGGAAGCUCCUGCCGUGACCGGGCACAAAGAUUCGGGCAGAGGCCGAUCGAGAGACCUGCGGCACAUGAUGCAGCAUGCUGAACCUGGGGACCAUCGAGGGGUUGCCUGCUACCCGCACACCACAAAGCAACCCAGCAUCGCUACUCAAGUAGGCUGCCGAGGCUCAUACUGA
This is a messenger RNA of Pelobates cultripes (western spadefoot toad), 204 nucleotides long. NCBI's taxonomy places the organism in Eukaryota, Metazoa, Chordata, Amphibia, Anura, Pelobatidae. The record is from the annotation of a GenBank genome assembly.